AUGAAUACAAAGACAUUAUACUUGUUGGCAACAACUUUGUUGUUAAUGAUGGCUAGCAGCAGCAUUGUUGAAGCCAAGAAGACAUUUGAUUUCGAGGAGAACAAGGUGAUUGUACCAGCGUCCAAAGCCAUCGACACACUGAUAUCAUCAACAAAGUCAUUAGUUGUAUUCUUCUAUACACACACAAAGGAGUCUGAGAAGUUUGUCAAUGCCUUCUUGAAGGUGUCAUCUCAGUGUGAUGAGGAAGGAUCAGACACACAGUUUGCCUUUGUUGACAUGGAGACAGAGUUUACACUUCGUAAGAAGUUCCAUAUCCAAGAACCAAUCACUAUUAUAUACUUUAAGAAUGGUCAACACUAUGCCGACUUCAUCCUUCCAAAGACUUCACCAAACUUAAAGGCCUUCGUUGAGGAUCCAAACACACCAAUCCCACCAAUGUAUGGACCGGGUACAUGGAGCAAGAUCAAGUCACAAGUGUAUCACUUGACCACCAGGAACAUUAGCUCCUUCUUGAACAGUCAUCCAAAGACUAUCAUCAUGUUCUACUCACCAAACUGUGGACACUGUGAGAAGAUGAAGCCAGCUUACGCAGAGGCAUCAAUCAUUGCCCAGGAUAACAAGCUUGGUGACUUCGCCUCAUUCGACUGCAGUGUCGAGAGAAGUGUCUGUGAGAAGUAUCAAGUACAAGGAUUCCCAACAAUGAUCUACUUCUCCAAGGGCAAGGACACCUACAACUACGAUGGUGACAGGUCUGUAACCGAUCUCGUUGCAUGGUUCAAAGCACCAUCAUCACCAGCACCAGCCUCAAAGCAAUCAAACAAGGAAAACAAGAAAGAUGAGUUGUAA
Acytostelium subglobosum LB1 is the source of this 846-nucleotide messenger RNA. RefSeq lists its product as hypothetical. The record is from RefSeq and is a predicted model, not a curated record. Gene Ontology annotation, biological process: protein folding. The transcript has 5 exons. Gene Ontology annotation, molecular function: protein disulfide isomerase activity. Gene Ontology annotation, cellular component: endoplasmic reticulum. The coding region runs from base 1 to 846 and encodes 281 amino acids. NCBI's taxonomy places the organism in Eukaryota, Evosea, Eumycetozoa, Acytosteliales, Acytosteliaceae.